Molecule: messenger RNA, 2094 nt
Organism: Manihot esculenta (cassava)
Lineage: Eukaryota; Viridiplantae; Streptophyta; Magnoliopsida; Malpighiales; Euphorbiaceae
Exons: 8
Coding region: 1-2094 (697 amino acids)
Source: RefSeq, a predicted model, not a curated record
AUGAGGAUAAUUUGCUGGAACUGCCGAGGUGUGGGCAAUCCUCAGGCAGUAAACGCUAUGGUGGAUAUUAUACAGUAUUAUAAACCAUCUAUUCUUUUUCUUAUGGAAACAAAAGCUAAUGGUGUAAGGAUGGAACAAAUAAAGUCUUUAUUACGUUUUUCUCAUUGUUUUUUUGUUGAUUGUGUUGGUAUUGGGGGUGCUCUCUCUCUUAUGUGGAAAGAUGAUGUCAAGCUAGCCAUUACAGGUUAUUGCUCUAAUUUUAUUGAUUCUACAAUUGGGGACGGUUCUGAUUGUUGGAGUGGUGACUAUAAUGAUAUUGCUGAUCCGUUGGAAAAAGUUGGUGGUCCUCUUCAUUGUAUUUCUUUGAUUAAUGGGUUUCGUAAUGCUCUUGCUGAUGCCAAUUUAAAUGAUAUUCAGUCUGUGGGGUCUUUUUUGUCUUAUACAUAUAGAGAGGGUACUGUUCAGUGUUCGAAGGAGAGGGAAGCUAAUCGACGAUUUCGCUUUGAUAAUUCAUGGCUUGAGGAUGAUGAGUUAGGGGAAGUGGUUUUGACGUCUUGGCAGCAAGGUUUGGGGUUGGAUUUUAUUCAACGUAAAGACCAGCUUGUGAAGCGUGUUCAGUAUUGGGGGAAGAAUAGAAACCGCAUGCGUUGGCUUCAAAAGGAACGAAUUAAGAAGAGAUUGGGGGAGUGUUCUGAAUCGCUUGAUACAAGGGUAGUGCGUAUCAAAGCUCGUCGUAGAUGUAAUCGGAUUCAGCAAAUUGUGACAUCGGAUGGUUCAUUAUCUUCGGAUGUGGGUACUAUUCAGGAUGCAUUUUUGCAAUAUUUUUCGGGUUUAUUUUCCAAUUCACCUACUGAUUUUGCGGAGCUUCUCCCUCUGGUUCAGCCUAGAAUUGGGGCUGAAGAUAAUGUCGAGUUAUUAGCAGAUUUUACAGAUGAAGAAUUUCAUUCAGCGCUCUUUCAGAUGGACCCGAAUAAAGCUCCUGGGUUGGAUGGUCUUAAUCUGGCUUUUUUCCAGAAAUAUUGGCCAAUUAUUGGGGUGGAUGUUUGCAAUAUUUAUCGGUUGUGGCUUGCACAAGGUAACAUCCCUUCUGAAAUCUCUAGUGCUUUAAUUGUUCUUAUUCUGAAAUGUGUGAAUCCUGUUGAUGUAAAGGAUUUUAGGCCUAUUGCUCUCUGUAAUGUGAUUUAUAAGAUCUUGUCUAAGGCCUUAGCCAAUAGAUUGAAGAGGGUCCUGCAUAAAAUUAUUUUGCCAAAUCAGGGUAGUGUGGGGUCGUGUGCUCUGAAAAUUGAUAUUGCUAAGGCCUAUGAUAGAGUUGAAUGGUCAUAUUUGUUUGCGAUGUUAUCUGCAUUGGGCUUUUCUGAUACUUGGGUUGGUUGGAUGCAUAUGUGUUUUUCAAACAUGAGCUACUACAUUGCUGUUAAUGGAGCAGAGAUUGGUCCUGUGGAUAGUGAAAAUAGGGGCCUUUUGCAUGGGUGUUGCGCGAAAGUUGGUUGCCCCCCGGUUUCUCACAUUUUCUUUACAGAUGAUUCCUUACUAUUUUUUGAUGGUACAGUGGGGGAAGCUAUACGGAUUAAGCAAAUUCUUGGUGUUUAUAAGAAGGCUUCAGGUCAGGCUGUAAAUUUUGAUAAAUCUGGUAUCAUGUUUAGUCCGUGUGUGUCUGAGGAAAAUCGGUUGACCAUCUCUGGUAUACUUGAUGUUCAUCUUCCUUUAGGUAGCGGCAGAGAAGUUUUUGUUGUUAAUUGCCAUUGGAUUCCUCGGGAUAUUGGUUUUAUGCCUUUAGAUGAGUCGAUAUUUGUUCCUGAAGCCAUGAGAGUAUGUGAUUUGUUUGUUGAAGGUGAGUUGCAUUGGGAUGUAGAGAAGCUAAUGAAUAUUUUUAGUGUUGUUGAUAUGAGAGCUAUUCUUACUAUUCCAUUGCCUCUAUUCCCAAAACCGGAUAAAUUAAUUUGGCACUUGCAUAAGAAGGGUGUGUACUCAGUUAAAUCUGCCUAUUUUUGUGCCUUAGAAUUGUCGGGUAGGACUGGUUUGCUGGGUUAUAAUGAUGGGUGGAACCGUCUUUGGUCUCUUGAUGUUCCUCCCAAAGUUCGUGAUUUUCUUUAG